This is a messenger RNA of Condylura cristata (star-nosed mole), 3666 nucleotides long. RefSeq names its product von Willebrand factor A domain containing 5B1 (gene VWA5B1). Lineage: Eukaryota; Metazoa; Chordata; Mammalia; Eulipotyphla; Talpidae. The record is from RefSeq and is a predicted model, not a curated record. The transcript is spliced from 21 exons. Bases 1 to 3666 code for a protein of 1221 amino acids.
AUGCCAGGUCUGCUGAACCAGGUCACAGGGGCCGCCCUGCCCCUCACCGCGUCCGACGUCACCUCCUUCGUCAGUGGUUAUGCCCUCGGUCUCACGGCCUCCCUGACCUACGGCAACCUAGAAGUCCAGCCCUUCCAGGGCCUCUUUGUGUACCCCCUGGAUGAAUACACAACGGUGAUCGGCUUUGAGGCGGUCAUUGCCAACCGUGUCGUGACGGUGCAGAUCAAGGACAAAGCCAAGUUGGAGAGUGGUCACUCCGACGCUGGCCGCACUCGAGCCACCACAGUCACAGGAAAGCUUUUGCCAGAGGGGGCCGCCGCCGCUCACUCCUGCACCCCAGGAAAGGUGGCUUUGGAUGAGGACUUGGAGCGGAUCCUGUUCGUGGUCAACUUGGGGACCAUCGCCCCCAUGGAGAACGUCACUGUCUUUGUCAGCACCUCCUCGGAGCUGCCCACACUGCCCAGCGGGGCGGUGCGGGUCCUGCUCCCUGCUGUCUGUGCCCCAAUUGUGCCCCACUUCCUUAGCAAACACGAAGGCUCCUCCAGUCAACAGACCCCAAGCAAAGACAAGCACUGCUUUGGCACCCGGGCCCUGGACUCCUGGAACAAGUUGUGCCUGGCGACCUUCCUGGACACGGAUGUGUCCAACCCCAUGGAAUACGAGUUCAACUUCCAGCUGGAAAUCCGUGGGCCUUGCCUGCUGGCAGGGGUGGAGAGUCCCACUCACGAGAUCCGCGCCGACGCCUCCCCCUCCGCGCCCUCGGCCAAGAGCAUCAUCAUCACGUUGGCCAACAAGCACACCUUCGACCGGCCCGUGGAGAUCCUCAUCCACCCCAGCGAGCCCCACAUGCCACACGUCCUGCUGGAGAAAGGGGACAUGACCUUGGGAGAGUUUGAAGAACACUUGAAGGGAAGAACAGAUUUCAUUAAAGGGAUGAGGAAGGACAGCGGUGCGGAGCGAAAGAUAGAAAUCAUCCGGAAGCGUCUCCACAAGGACAUCCCCCACCACUCGGUCAUCAUGCUCAACUUCUGUCCCGACCUCCAGUCGGUCCAGCCCAACCUGAGAAAGACCCAGGGGGAGUUCAUCUUCCUCAUCGACAGGAGCAGCAGCAUGAACGGGACCAACAUCCAUCAUGUCAAGGAUGCCAUGCUGGUAGCUCUCAAGAGCCUCAUGCCGGUGUGUCUCUUCAACGUCAUCGGGUUUGGAUCCACAUUCAAGGCCCUCUUCCCUUCCAGUCAGACCUACACUGAGGAGAGCUUGGCGCUGGCCUGUGACACCAUCCAGAGGAUGCGUGCUGACAUGGGCGGCACCAACAUCCUCUCCCCGCUCAAGUGGGUCAUCCGCCAGCCGGUGCACCCGGGCCACCCGCGGCUUCUGUUCCUCAUCACCGACGGCGCCGUCAGCAACACAGGGAAGGUGCUGGAGCUCGUGCGGAACCACGCCUUCUCCACCAGGUGCUAUAGCUUUGGAAUUGGAUCCAGUGUCUGCCACAGACUGGUGAAAGGGCUGGCAGCUGUGUCCAAGGGCAGCGCUGAGUUCCUGAUGGAAGGGGAGCGGCUGCAACCCAAGAUGGUAAAGUCCCUAAAGAAGGCCAUGGCGCCAGUCCUGAGUGACGUGACUGUGGAGUGGGUGUUCCCGGAGACCACGGAGGUCCUGAUCUCGCCUGUGAGCUCCAGCUCCCUCUUCCCUGGAGAACGCCUGGUGGGGUACGGCAUUGUGUGUGACGCCUCCUUAUACAUCUCCAAGCCCAGAUCUGACAAGAAGCCACGAUACCACACGCUGCACUCCCAGGAGUCCAGCAGCUCGGUGUUCUACCACUCACAGGACGAGGGCCCCAGCCCAGACAGCGGAGACUGCGCUGGAGAAGGGCGCUCAGGAGCCCCCGUAGGCCUGAAGCAAGCCAGAGGUGCCAGGCCGGCCAGCGGAGACGCCACCUGCAACAGCGGUCCAGAACUGUCCCAGCGACGGCGGGCCUAUAGCACCAACCAGAUCACCAACCACAAGCCCUCCCCAAGGCCCCCCACAACCAGUGACCCCACCAUGGCUGCCAGGAGAUACCCACUAAGAAAAGCCAAGCUGCAGGACCUCACCAGCCAGACCGGCCCUGAUGCCCCUCAGUGGCAGAUCGAUUUGCAGCCUUUGCUGAGCAGUGGCCACAACCUGAGCCAGGGCCCCAAGCUCCGAGGCCCGGGGGCUCGCAGGCCCUCUCUGCUGCCCCAAGGCUGCCAGCCCAUCCUGCCCUCAAGCCAGGACACCCAGGCCUGGAACACCAUGAAGGCGCAGACUCUCGGGUCCCACACGAAGCCUGCCUCAGACAGCCACAGCCCCGGGGACCCAGAGCCGCCCCAUCACCCCUUCUCCUUCGAGACGCCCAGCUCAGACUGGGACCCCCCAGCAGAGCGCGAGCCGCAGGGCAGCCCCAGCCGGCCCUCCACCCCCAGCCCAGUGCUGGGCAAGGCCGUGGUCACGGGCCUGCGGGACAGUCAGCGUCUGCAGUGGGAGGUGAGCUUCGAGCUGGAGCCCCCUGGCCCCGAGCCCGCCGGCGAGCGCCCCUUGGACCUAUGGAGCGAGACCUUCCACCACCUGGCGGCCCGCGCCAUCAUCCGCGACUUCGAGCAGCUGGCGGAGCGCCAGGGCGAGAUCGAGCAAGGCUCCAGCCGCCGCUACCAGGUGAGCGCUCUGCACACCAGCAAGGCCUGCAACGUCAUCAGCAAGUACACAGCCUUUGUGCCUGUGGAUGUGAGCAAGCGCACAUACCUGCCCACCGUGGUGGGGUUCCCCAACUCUGGCACGACAUUGCGGACGGUGAGCUCUCAUGGCCUGGCCCGAAGGUGGAGGAGCAGCUGUGCUGGCUCUGGACGGUCACAGACCACGCUCGGGGAGGACUCGGCAGCAGGGGACGACAAAUAUGUGGAGCAGAGCCCCAGCGAGGCCUUGUCCCUCGGCCGCGAGAAGUACGCGGCCUCCGAAGGUCCCCUCCGCAGCCUGGCCACCAACACCCUUUCCUCGCUAAAGGCCGCAGACACUCUCUUCGGAUCCAGGCUGAACAUCAACACAUCCAGGCUGCUGACGCGAGCCGCCAAGGGCUUCCUGGGCAAGCCACCGGCCAAGGUCCCAGAGUCCACCCAGGGGAGCCAGAGCUUCGACUACAUCCCGCUGGUGUGUCUGCAGCUGGCCUCUGGGGCCUUCCAGCUCAACCAAGCCUUCUGCGAGGCCAUCCAGAUCCCCAUGGAGAAGCUCAAGUGGACCUCGCCCUUCGCCUGCCACCGAGUGCCCCUCACCACCCGCCAGAGCGAGCCCAAGACCACGAGCCCGCAGGUGUACAGCAGCCACUCGCCUUGGCACCCCUUCUACGACAGCUGCUCCCCAGAGCCCCUGGCUGAGGGCAGGCCGGACUGGGGGGCCAGGGCCGCCGCAGAGCACACCGGGAAGCUAUGGGCCACCGUGGUGGCCCUGGCCUGGCUGGAGCACAGCUCAGCCCCCUACUUCACCGAGUGGGAGCUGGUGGCCGCCAAGGCCAACUCGUGGCUGGAGCAGCAGGAGGUGCCCGAGGGCCGCACGCGGGCCACACUCAAGGCGUCGGCCCGCCAGCUGUUUGUGCUCCUGCGGCACUGGGAUGAGACCCUGGAGUUCAAUAUGCUCUGCUACAACCCGAAUUAUAUGUAG